CAAAUUCUGAAGCCUCAAGUCUUAUCAAAUACAACCAUACAAAAUAUUUCACACAAAACCAACACCUUUCCUAAUAAUAAUGGCACCAACAAACUUCGAAACCGCAACCACAAAGGCAAAAUGGGGUAAAAUAGGGAAGCAUAUAAACCGGGCCUACGUAACGUUCUUGGCUGGCAAUGGAGACUACAUAAAGGGUGUAGUUGGGCUGGCUAAAGGGUUAAGGAAGGCCCGGUCGGCUUACCCGUUAGUGGUAGCAGUGCUACCCGACGUGCCCCAAGAACAUCGUCGGAUAUUAGUGUCUCAAGGUUGUAUUGUUCGAGAGAUUGAACCCGUUUACCCGCCUGAAAAUCAAACUCAGUUUGCUAUGCCUUAUUAUGUCAUUAAUUACUCUAAGCUUCGAAUUUGGGAGUUUGUGGAGUACACAAAGAUGAUAUACUUAGACGGAGACAUUCAAGUGUACGAUAAUAUUGAUCAUCUAUUCGACCUCCCUAAUGGCUACUUUUAUGCUGUAAUGGACUGUUUUUGUGAAAAGACUUGGAGUCAUACUCCUCAAUAUAAAAUUGGGUACUGUCAGCAAAGCCCAAAUAAAGUGUGUUGGCCCGAAGACAAGUUGGGCCCAAAGCCUGCUCUUUACUUUAAUGCUGGAAUGUUCGUGUUUGAGCCCAAUAUCUCUACUUAUGUUGACCUCCUUAAGACACUCCAAGUAACCCCUCCUACUCCUUUUGCUGAGCAGGAUUUCUUGAACAUGUACUUCAAGGACAUAUAUAGGGCGAUCCCAUUAAUUUACAAUUUGGUGUUGGCCAUGUUAUGGCGCCAUCCUGAGAAUGUUAAGUUAGAAGAAGCGAAAGUUGUUCACUAUUGUGCUAAUGGGUCAAAGCCAUGGAGGUAUACAGGAAAAGAAGAAAACAUGGAUAGAGAAGACAUAAAAUUAUUGGUGAAGAAAUGGUUCGACAUAUACAAUGACGAAUCCCUUGAUUUCAAGCCAGAAAUUGAGGCUGGUGAUCAGCCUGAGUUCCAACCUUUCAGGGCGGCACUCUCGGAGGCUGGUGUUUUACAUUUUGUAGCCGCCCCUUCUGCAGCUUAGAUUUUAUUACUUCCGUCCUAUCUUUGGCUCAUAUAUUAUAUAGACUACUAUUAUGGUUUUCACUUUUCCUUUGGAAAUAUAGAUCAAUUACGUGAGAUAGUGCGAUAGGGCAAAUAGUUCACUUAAUUAAUUAUCAUAAUAAUUUCAUUUUUAGCUUGUUAAUUUCCUAAGGAGAUUCCACUUUCUUUUUUUUAAAAAAAUUUUUUUUUUUGUUUUUUUUUUAAAAAAAGCUCUAAUCUUUGUAAUUAUUGGUUUGAAUACAUAAUAGUACGCUGUGUCUUUGUAAGUAUUGAUAAUUAUGUAAUGACAGAUUUAAAAGAAAGUACC
This is a messenger RNA of Amaranthus tricolor (Joseph's coat), 1411 nucleotides long. Its product is annotated as galactinol synthase 2-like. Gene Ontology annotation, molecular function: glycosyltransferase activity. Lineage: Eukaryota; Viridiplantae; Streptophyta; Magnoliopsida; Caryophyllales; Amaranthaceae. The transcript is spliced from 4 exons. The coding region runs from base 80 to 1084 and encodes 334 amino acids. The record is from RefSeq and is a predicted model, not a curated record.